AGAGAGGGAGAGAGAGAGAGAGAAAGAGAGAGGGAGAGAGAGAGAGCCCCCCCCCCCCCAACGGCCUACCCGCCCCGCCUGGAGCCACGCCCUUCACUGCAACCAACCACUGCUCACGUAGAGCCUGGAAGGCAGGGGAGCCACGGCCGGGAUUUCAUGGCAACAGCACCCUAGGGCUGCCAUGGCAGCUGCUGCCGCGGAUGCCCCACGCCAUAUUACCACACUGACGCCGGAGGACGAGGAAGGAAGAGCCGCUGCCAAGCUGUACGGAGGCACUACCCUGCCACGGACAGAGAGAGAGAGAGAACGAGAGAGGGAAGAGCGAGCCAGUGGAAACGAGUGUUUGGUGUGUGGGACUUGGUUUGGUUCCCAGGAUAAACUUCGGCUUCACUCUUUCUGUCACACGGGAGAGAAACCAUUCCACUGCUCCCAGCCACACUGUCCUAAGGCCUUCAGCUCCAAAUAUAAACUGUUCAGGCAUAUGGCCACACACUCUCCGCAGAAAACUCACCAGUGCUCGUUCUGCGAGAAAAUGUUUCACCGCAAAGAUCACCUGAAGAACCACCUGCAGACCCAUGACCCCAACAAAGAGGCCUUCAAGUGUGAGGAAUGUGGCAAGCACUACAACACCAAGCUGGGCUACAAGCGUCAUGUGGCCAUGCAUUCAGCCACGGCUGGGGACCUCACCUGUAAGGUGUGCCUGCAGAGCUACGAGAGUACCCCUGCCCUGAUGGAGCAUCUCAAGAGCCACUCGGGCAAGUCCUCCGGAGGUGCCAAGGAGAAGAAGCAUCCGUGUGACCACUGUGACCGCCGCUUCUACACACGGAAGGACGUGCGUCGCCACAUGGUGGUCCACACUGGCAGAAAGGACUUCCUGUGUCAGUACUGCGCCCAGCGCUUCGGCAGGAAGGACCACCUGACGCGGCAUGUGAAGAAGAGCCACUCUCAGGAGCUGCUGAAGAUAAAGACUGAGCCUCCGGACAUGCUAGGCCUGCUGGGCUCUGGCUCCUCCCCCUGCACUGUCAAAGAGGAGCUCAGCCCCAUGAUGUGCAGCAUGGGUUCCAACAAAGACCCCAUGCUGGCCAAGCCAUUCCCCAGUGGCACCUCCUUCCCCAUGGGCAUGUACAACCCCCACCACCUCCAGGCCAUGUCCAACCCUGGGGUGGGCCACCACCACUCUCUGAUGCCUGGCUCCUUGUCCACUGCCAUGGGGAUGGGCUGCCACAUGGAGCCCCCCAUCCACCACCCCCAUCACCCGCACCACCACCACCACCACCACUACCAUCACCACCACAUCCAACACUCCCCCCCGCUGCCCCACCUGCAGCAGCCCCAACAGCACCAGCAGCAACAGCACGCCCAGCCUCCACCCAAGUACCAGCUGGGAUCUACCUCAUACCUGCUGGACAAGCCCCUCAAAGUGGAGAUGGAGAGCUUUCUCAUGGAUCUGCAGAGUGGGCUGCCGGGCCACCACUCAGGCGAUCAUCAUCAUGCUGCUGCCUCGCCCCCCAAGGAGGGACUAGAGCACCCCUCAGGCCUGACAGACGAGCUGUGUGGUGACCCCCUCCUGUCCAAGAGCCCUGCUGUCAUCGCUGAGGCUCUGUGCGCUGCUAACAUGGACAUCUCUCACCUACUGGGCUUCCUGCCCCUCAACCUGCCCCCCAACCUGCCCCCCUACAACGCCUCCAUGAGCACAGCAGGGCUUGUCAUGAGCUACACCUCGUCUACCCCUGCCUCCUCCUCUUCCUCCUCUUCGUCAUCCUCAUCCUUGCAUGCUGCCGAGCCCCACACCGUUGCCACGGCUGCAGCCGCACCUCUUACCUCUUUGCAACCUCAACCUCAGGAGCAGCAUGGCUCCAGCGAGGGCCUGGGUCUAGGGCCCCUGCACCCUCUCCCGCCAGUGUUUAGCUCCAGCCUCAGCACGACCACCCUGCCUCGCUUUCACCAGGCCUUCCAAUGAGGGGCCACCAGGUCCCUACGCCUUCAUCCUCAGCUCACUGCCUGGGCGCCCAAGGUCCAUGGGGCCUGCUGGCCGCAAGGGCAGUGAUAAAAACACAUGAACACUUAGAAGCCUUAAUCGAAUCACACAAAAGCUUUUGAUUGAGCCCAGAGAAAACUGAACCCUUUAUUGAAACAAAAGGAAAAAGAUGAGACAUUUUAAAACAAACUUUCUUUCUAUCCUUUAGUUAUAACCUCUCCCACCAACCUAUCUCCCUGAUCCAUGAUCCCCUCUCCCACCAACCUAUCUCCCUGAUCCAUGAUAACCUCUACCACCAAUGUAUCUCCUUGAUCCAUGAUCCCCUCUCCCACCAACCUAUCUCCCUGAUCCAUGAUCCCCUCUCCCACCAACCUAUCUCCCUGAUCCAUGAUCCCCUCUCCCUUUAUUAUGUAGGUAGUAGGCAGUAGGCCUUCAGUAGGCCUUCAGUAGGCCUUCAGUAGGUCUUCAUUAGCCUUCAGUAGGCCUUCAGUAGGCCUUCAGUAGGCCUUCAGUAGGUCUUCAGUAGCCUUCAGUAGGUCUUCAUUAGGCCUUCAGUAGGCCUUCAGUAGGCCUUCAGUAGGUCUUCAGUAGCCUUCAGUAGGCCUUCAGUAGGCCUUCAGUAGGUCUUCAGUAGCCUUCAGUAGGCCUUCAGUAGGCCUUCAGUAGGCCUUCAGUAGGUCUUCAGUAGCCUUCAGUAGGCCUUCAGUAGGCCUUCAGUAGGUCUUCAGUAGCCUUCAGUAGGCCUUCAGUAGGCCUUCAUUAGGCCUUCAGUAGGCCUUCAGUAGGUCUUCAGUAGCCUUCAGUAGGCCUUCAGUAGGCCUUCAGUAGGCCUUCAGUAGACCUGAAGGUACCGCUACUUUAUAAAGUAAUAAUAUUAGGAAAAAUAAUCAAAGAUUAAUUUUAGAGAAGAUGUUUUGAAGUGGAUGAAAUAUAAUUUUCUUGCUUUUCCAAAUGUGACUGAACAUGCUAGAUUAUCUCUCCUAUGAGUUUAAAGGUCUGAACCACCUGCCCAGAAACACACCCUGUCUGUCAUCAUCACCGUCAGGGGGAAAACACACCCUGUCUGUCAUCAUCACCGUCAGGGGGAAAACACACCCUGUCUGUCAUCAUCACCGUCAGGGGGAAAAUAUACCCUGUCUGUCAUCAUCACCGUCAGGGGGAAAAUAUACCUUGUCUGUCAUCAUCACCGUCAGGGGGAAAACACACCCUGUCUGUCAUCAUCACCGUCAGGGGGAAAACACACCCUGUCUGUCAUCAUCACCGUCAGGGGGAAAAUAUACCUUGUCUGUCAUCAUCACCGUCAGGGCGAAAAUACACCUUGUCUGUCAUCAUCACCGUCAGGGGGAAAAUACACCCUGUCUGUCAUCAUCACCGUCAGGGGGAAAACACACCCUGUCUGUCAUCAUCACCGUCAGGGGGAAAACACACCCUGUCUGUCAUCAUCACCGUCAGGGGGAAAACACACCCUGUCUGUCAUCAUCACCGUCAGGGCGAAAACACACCCUGUUUGUUAUCAUCACCGUCAGGGGGAAAACACACCCUGUCUGUCAUCAUCACCGUCAGGGGGAAAACACACCCUGUCUGUCAUCAUCACCGUCAGGGCGAAAACACACCCUGUCUGUCAUCAUCACCGUCAGGGGGAAAACACACCCUGUCUGUCAUCAUCACCGUCAGGGGGAAAACACACCCUGUCUGUCAUCAUCACCGUCAGGGCGAAAAUACACCUUGUCUGUCAUCAUCACUGUCAGGGGGAAAAUACACCCUGUCUGUCAUCAUCACCGUCAGGGGGAAAACACACCCUGUCUGUCAUCAUCACCGUCAGGGCGAAAAUACACCCUGUCUGUCAUCAUCACCGUCAGGGGGAAAACACACCCUGUCUGUCAUCAUCACCGUCAGGGGGAAAACACACCCUGUCUGUCAUCAUCACCGUCAGGGGGAAAACACACCCUGUCUGUCAUCAUCACCGUCAGGGGGAAAACACACCCUGUCUGUCAUCAUCACCGUCAGGGGGAAGAUUAAUGAAGGAAUGAAGUGAUAAUGCCCCGCCAACAUUGCCCUCAUCCAAUAGGCCAACAUUGCCCUCCUCCAAUAGGCCAACAUUGCCCUCAUCCAAUAGGCCAACAUUGCCCUCCUCCAAUAGGCCAACAUUGCCCUCAUCCAAUAGGCCAACAUUGCCCUCAUCCAAUAGGCCAACAUUGCCCUCAUCCAAUAGGCCAACAUUGCCCUCCUCCAAUAGGCCAACAUUGCCCUCCUCCAAUAGGCCUACAUUGCCCUCCUCCAAUAGGCCAACAUUGCCCUCAUCCAAUAGGCUACAACCACACUAAAAAUAUCUCAGAGAAAGACUCGAACAACUGAUUAAUGUUAUGACUCAUAGAGGCAGAUCAUUUGUCCAGAAAGUAUGAUAACCAACGCUGCCAAACACAGCAACCAGUGGCGCCCACAUAUUUAAUGACAAAGAUAUGUGAAAACAUCUGAGUCGGUAGAAAACAUGCCAAGUCAUGCCGGUUUUAUCUGGUUUUUCUAGAGAAGCAUUUAUUUUAUUUUUUUUUGGCAGAAGGCUCUUCCCCUUUAAGAAUCCCUUUGGCUAGCUCUCAGUGAUGAUGACCCUAUAUGGGGAAGGCUCUUCACCUGUAAGAUUCUCUUUGGCUAGCUCUCAGUGAUGAUGACCCUAUAUGGGGAAGGCUCUUCACCUUUAAGAUUCUCUUUGGCUAGCUCUCAGUGAUGAUGACCCUAUAUGGGGAAGACUCUUCCCCUUUAAGAAUCCCUUUGGCUAGCUCUCAGUGAUGAUGACCCUAUAUGGGGAAAAAAAAAACAACUUGUAAAAGCUGCUCUUGAAAACAGGUCAAAUUACCAGUAUUUGACUCAUGAUGAUUUUCCUUCCUUCAACUGUCUUCCUUCCAGUAUUUGUUUUAAGAAGUCUCCAUGGUAACAAUAUGCCACACAUUACUGAUAUGUAUUUUUUUUUUGUUGUUGAAGAAAACAAAUAUAUUUUCUCUCUGUUAGAGAUGCAUGGUAAUAACCACCCUGACAUAUGUGAAUAGCAAACAAAAAUGACAACGACGACAUUGAGGAAAACGUGUAAGAGAAUGUUAUUGCAGUGUACAAAAUAUCUCAUCAAAAAUGAAUAUUAUUAUUGCUUUUAUCUCAGUAAGGUGUACAAAGUGAUGAUGUUUAAUGUCUGGCAGGUUUACAUUUGUGUGUAUCUGACAUUUUAUUGCUCAAAAAAAGGAUGAAUUAUUAGCUUUGCCCUUUAGCUUUUCUCCUCUGUAUUCAUUAUUGAUCUUGAUCUUUAACUUGAUAUUUGCCUUGAUCUUGAACUUUACCUUGAUCUUGAACUUUACCUUGAUCUUGAACUUUACCUUGAUCUUAACCUUUACCUACUUGAGUUAGUAGCAGAAACUUGGAUUGUGGAUUUUGACAAAUGUUUUAGUAGGCUGUUAGUGGAAUAAUACUGAAAUAACAGUCAACAUAGAUAACAUUGAUAGACUCUCCAGUUUCAAUUCAUUCUCUACUUUCUCAGUAUGAAACCCAACCUGACCCUAAGUAAACGAAGCGAUCCGA
Messenger RNA from Oncorhynchus mykiss (rainbow trout), 5539 nucleotides. RefSeq names its product zinc finger protein PLAGL2. Gene Ontology annotation, molecular function: RNA polymerase II cis-regulatory region sequence-specific DNA binding; DNA-binding transcription factor activity, RNA polymerase II-specific. Gene Ontology annotation, biological process: regulation of DNA-templated transcription. The record is from RefSeq and is a predicted model, not a curated record. NCBI's taxonomy places the organism in Eukaryota, Metazoa, Chordata, Actinopteri, Salmoniformes, Salmonidae.